Danaus plexippus (monarch butterfly) is the source of this 1735-nucleotide messenger RNA. It is a transcript of the gene SamDC, whose product is annotated as S-adenosylmethionine decarboxylase proenzyme. The transcript has 8 exons. NCBI's taxonomy places the organism in Eukaryota, Metazoa, Arthropoda, Insecta, Lepidoptera, Nymphalidae. Gene Ontology annotation, cellular component: cytosol. The record is from RefSeq and is a predicted model, not a curated record. Gene Ontology annotation, molecular function: adenosylmethionine decarboxylase activity. Gene Ontology annotation, biological process: spermidine biosynthetic process; spermine biosynthetic process. Bases 206 to 1243 code for a protein of 345 amino acids.
GCGCCGCCGUCGCCGACUCGCUCGCUCUGUAAGAAAGAGAACGACAAUACAUCUUUUCAUCACCUGCAUUUUGCCAAUAAUUUUGUUUCAUUCAGCUGAUUCAGUCAACUUCCGACCUCGAACUGUAGUGGUUGGCGAGACUUUGCAGUGCAUUGAAUACAUUAAGAAAUAUAUAAUAUUAAAACAAAGUUAAUAUAAUAUCGAUAUGGCUGGUACGGAAAUAAUAUCUAAUAGUGAGAGUAAUGAUCAAUUUUUUGAGGGUGUUGAAAAAUUGAUAGAAAUUUGGUUUACGCCGGUGAAACACGCGGAUCUAAGGAAAAUCAGUCGUCAACAAUGGGAGAAUGUCCUGAAGAUAGUCCGCUGUGAGAUCAUAUCUUUCACGCAGAGCGAGCAAGUCGACGCCUAUGUCUUAAGCGAGAGCAGCAUGUUCGUGUCUCGCAGACGCUGGAUACUGAAGACCUGCGGUAAGACGACCCCCCUGCGAUGUGUGCGAUCUGUUCUCCAGCUUGCGAUGGAAACGGCUGGUUAUUCGAGGGUGGAGAACGUGUUCUACUCCAGGCGGGAGUUCGCCCGACCAGCCGAACAGCUCAAGCCGCAUGACAACUUCGAUUCAGAGGUGGAGCUACUGGAUUCAUUCUUCGGGGACGGUCGCGCGUACAUCAUGGGCCCCGAGGGAGAUUGCUGGUAUCUGUACACACUGCUGCCGCUAGAAGGUACGGUGGCAGCCCUGGAAAAGGAGCAGCAUCACCAGUCGUCGGAGCCGGACCAGACCAUAGAGAUCCUCAUGUCGGACCUCGACCCCGCGGUCAUGGACAUCUUCACUAGAGCCACUUCCGCCACCGCCGCUGAUGCAACCAGGGCUUCUGGUAUAGACAAGUUGAUCCCCGGUAUGGUGAUUGAUGACUACCUGUUUGAUCCGUGUGGCUACUCCAUGAACGGGGUCGCUAAAGAUGGCUGCUACAUGACGAUCCACAUAACUCCUGAGCCGUCUUGCUCGUACGUGUCCUUCGAGUCUAACGUGUGUCUGCCGCCGGACGCCCUGCUGGCUCGAGUCCUGGCAGCCUUCAGACCAAACAAGUUCGUGGUCACCGUGUUCGCUACGCCGGACUCCCCGGCGGCGGCGGCCACUCGCCAGCUGAAGCAGUUCCCGUCAGUGGGCGGGUUCCAGCAGAAGGAGGCCCAGCACUGUCGGUUCUCAGGCUACGAGCUGCAAUACGCACUGUUCUCUAAGUUCCCGAGCUGAGAGCCAGCCCGCCGCCCCCCGCCCGCCCCGCAGGCCCGCCCACGCCCGCCAACGCGCGACGCCAGCGCGGCUGCGGCGCGAGCCCGCCCGCCCACGCCGCCCACGCCGGCGCUGCUGCGUCGCCUGGCCGCGGCGCUGCUCUGCCGCUGCCGCUCGUCCGGCGCGUGACGUCACACCCGCCGUUCUUUUCCCGUUAUGUAUUAUUGUUUGUGAAGCACGGCCCGGCGCAGCUGGGGCCGGCGCCCGGUGACGCGACCCGAUGUGAUGUACAAAUGUAGAUGAUAAAUAGUUUAAUAGGUUGAUAGGUCGCUCGAUGUCAACAUUACCGUUACUAUACGGAGUCUAAAUUAUAUCUAAGCGUAGUGGAUAGUGUAAAGUCAAUUCGUUGAACGCAUAGUUACUACAGUAGGGUGCGGGGAGGCGGGCGGGGAGAGGGGGUGGACAGAUUAUAAAAGAUUUUAAUAUUGAAUUAAAAGAUUUCUUCUCAUUUUA